UUCCGAAACGCCACAGUCUCCGAAGGGCUCGGCCUGAAUUUCAUGAUAGACGUGGCUCUUUUCUCAAUGGAGCUGAUAUCGUCAGUGUCCUAUUAGAAUUAGAACGACCUCAUAAAUCCACCAAAGUGAAUCGGACCACUGGUUUAUAAGGCUUGUGAAUGCAGACGCUAGCUGGAUGCUAGCCAGUCCUUCCGCGAUAGCUUCAGCUGAGAGUGGUAUCGAUAACUAGCUAACUUAGCUGUCUGUCGUAGGCUAGCCUGGAUAGUUAGCUUAGCAUAUUUAGCUAGAUUUUAUGCAGGCAGACUUAGGCGAAGUACGUAGUUAAAAAUAUCUGAACCGUUUCAUUAGUUUCAUGUGAUCUACUGAAUAACUGGAUAAACACGGUGAAACGACGUGAGAAUUACAACGCCCGUGAAGUCCAUGGAGUGCCCUCAUUUGAACUCCAAUGUGUGCGUUGUAGUGGACCCUUCCAAGUUCCCAAAUGGUUCACCCUCGUCGUGGUGUUGUGGCGAUUGCCGGUCAAAUAAGAGCCCAUGGGUGUGUCUGACCUGUUUAAAUGUUCACUGUGGAAGGUAUGUGAAUGGCCACGCUAAAAAGCACUAUGAGGAGACCCAGGGUCCUGCCACCGGCCAGAAGAAGUGUGACAAGCCGGACAGGGAGAAGACUCAGCACUGUGUGUGUAUGGACUGCUGCAGCUACAGCACUUUCUGUUAUCGCUGUGACGAGUUUGUGGUGAACGACACCAAGCUGGGACAUGUGCAGAAGGUGAGAGAGCAUCUUCAGAGUCUGGAGAACGUGACCCUGAGUGACAGGAAAAGGAAACUUCUAGAAAACUCCCCUCUCGACAGCAAGCUGUUCAAAGAUGAGAGUGGUAUUCCAUCCCUUGGUGCCACUGGCCUUCGUAACCUAGGGAACACCUGCUUCAUGAAUGCCAUCCUCCAGUCUCUCAGUAACAUUGAGCAGUUCAGCUGCUAUUUCAAGGAGCUGCCUGCGGUGGCGCUGCGGAGCGGCAAGACUGCGGGCCGGAGGAUGUACCACACGCGCAGCCAGGGGGACAGCAGUGUCUCACUGGUGGAGGAGUUCAGAAAGACGCUGUGUUCCCUGUGGCAGGGCAGUCAGACGGCCUUCAGUCCAGACGCUCUGUUCUACGUCAUCUGGAAGAUCAUGCCCAGCUUCAGGGGCUACCAGCAGCAGGAUGCUCAUGAGUUCAUGCGGUACCUGCUGGAUCACCUUCACAGAGAGCUUCAGGGCAGCCGCAACGGGGCUCACCGCUCACCUGUGACUGCAGACACCAUCAAGACAGAGGACAAGUGCUGGGUAAAUGGGACCUCCACAGUGGUCACCUCCAUAUUUGGUGGCAUACUGCAGAGUGAAGUAAACUGCCUGAUCUGCGGGACCGAGUCCCGGAAGCUUGACCCGUUCCUAGACAUGUCCCUGGACAUUCCAAGCCAGUUCCGCAUCAAGAGGUCCAAAGACCAGGAGCCUGGGCCUAUCUGCACGCUACGAGACUGCCUGCGUAGUUUUACAGAGCUGGAGGAGUUGGAUGAGACGGAGCUGUACAUGUGUCAUAAAUGUAAAAAGAGGCAGAAAUCCACCAAGAAAUUCUGGGUCCAGAGGCUGCCUAAGGUGCUGAGUUUACACCUGAAGCGGUUCCACUGGACGGCCUACCUCAGGAAUAAAGUGGACACCUACGUGGAGUUCCCCAUGCGGGGCCUGGACAUGAGGGGCUACCUGCUAGAGCCGGAGAGUGCUUUGCCACAGAAUUGCCUUUAUGACCUGGCCGCUGUAGUGGUGCAUCAUGGUUCUGGGGUUGGCUCAGGCCACUACACAGCCUAUGGCAGUCACGAGGGCCGCUGGUACCACUUCAACGACAGCACGGUCACUCUGACGGACGAGGCUGCUGUGCGGAAGGCCAAAGCCUACAUCCUGUUCUACGUGGCACAGACUGAAAUGGGCACGGGCACUGAGAUGGGCGCUGCCCUGGCCACCGGACAGACUGGCACAGGGUCAGAAACGGGCACAGGGUUAGAGGGUGCUGUGGACACAGGCUCCGACUCAGGCCUCGGGGGAAGCAGUGGGCCAGAGGAGAGUUCAGGGAGUGACCCCACACUUCAGGUCUCUGUUGGGCGUCCUUCCGAUUGACCUCGGACUGACCUUCAGCUGCCACCCCUGUGUCACCUCACAUACUCACUUUCUCUUCAACAAAACACAACACACACACACACACACACACACACACACACACACACACACACACACACACACACACACACACACACACACACACACACACACGUACACCUUUCUGUUGUAGGCAUCACUCUCAUUCACACAUACAACUUUUGUUCAAGACCUCCUAAUCAUGUGAAAGAAAAACUCAGUUAUGUUUUGUAUUUUUAUUUUGUUUUGUUCUUGUCUUAACCUCCACAUUGCUGCUUUUAAAAUUUAUUUUGUUUUGUCCUUGAAAAGGAAACAUAUGAGAGGAGAAAACGGCCUGUUUCGUGCCUCCUGUGCUUCCUGCUGUUGCAAACCUCCAUGGCGAGGCUCGAGUUUCGUUUUUCAAAAUUCCAAAGGCAUUCAGAUUCCAGAUUCAAAUGAUGUGUCAUGAAGUGUUUUAUCCCGUUCUGACUGUUUGUUCAUUUUAUUUGAAAAGAUCUUUAAGCACCACAACAGGUAGAUGGAGUCUGUAUCAUCAUAUGUUAGAUGUGUAAGCAGGCAGACCAAUAAAUAAAACCUCUGAAAUGAAUUUGUUAGGGCAUCUGCUGCUGUGUUUGUCAGCAGAAGUUGUCGUAUUCAGUUAGUUAAGAGAUUUCUUUCUUUCUUUCUUUUUUUGUAGAUCUUGAAUUGCUUACUGUUGAUUUGUUUUUGUUUUUUUAUGAUAACCUCAGCCUUUCCAGCACCGCUGGGUAGAUGUGAUCGUCCAGCCACCAGGAGGUCUCAUCUGCUCAUCCCUGCACUUACUGGCCAAUUAAAGACAUGAAGAUAGA
Messenger RNA from Sardina pilchardus (European sardine), 2987 nucleotides. It is a transcript of the gene usp3, whose product is annotated as ubiquitin specific peptidase 3. Gene Ontology annotation, cellular component: cytoplasm. Bases 421 to 2142 code for a protein of 573 amino acids. The record is from RefSeq and is a predicted model, not a curated record. Gene Ontology annotation, biological process: protein deubiquitination. The transcript is spliced from 15 exons. Gene Ontology annotation, molecular function: cysteine-type deubiquitinase activity; zinc ion binding. Lineage: Eukaryota; Metazoa; Chordata; Actinopteri; Clupeiformes; Clupeidae.